GAAGGCAGCAAAAGUUCGAAAAGUAUGGCGGCGGAGUGUUUGACAACCAUAACAGAGCAAUGGAUACGGGAGAGAUUACAAUUAAAACAUCCCUGUCUCGGUGAUGUCCGCUCACUGAGCCUCCCGGGGACGUAUGAGGAGAAGAUUAAACAUCUGGGAAAUGCACUUAAUAACUUUGUCCGUCUGAAGUCUCUGGAUCUCUCCUGCAAUGCGCUUGUCUCCGUUGAAGGGGUUCAACAUUUGCAAAAGCUGGAGAGGCUGAUCCUGUACUAUAACUGCAUACCCUCCCUUGAAGAGCUAAAAGUGCUGUAUGAGUUGCCAGCUUUGAGAGAGCUGGAUCUCAGGCUCAACCCUCUGACCAAAAGUUACCCACAAUACCGCCUUUGUCUGGUGCAUGCCAUGCCUAACCUACGCAAGUUAGAUGGCUGUCCAGUCAGAGACACCGAGCGCAAAGCUGCCAUAAUGCAGUUCUCCUCUGACCUUCUACCUAAGCAGAAGAGCGCAUCUUUGAAUCAGGUUGCUGACAAAAGAAGCAGCGCUCAGAGACUGACUUUAGUGGACCGCCUAACCAGGAGGCUCUCUCUUCGGACUGACACUGAUGACAUUGUGUUGAAUUUUGUUGCCACAAGUCAUGGAGGCCAAAGUGAGUCAAAGUCGGAGUCAGUUCACAAGGAGGCAGAAGAGCCCAAAGAGGACAAAUCAAAAGAUUUUUCAGAACAGAGGAGUUCUACUCCAAAACAGGAAACAGCUAAGUCCAUCCUCAGGUAUCCUCCCACAAAUUAUGUGCCACACAUGAGAGAACCAUCUCAUAAAAGAAGCUCUACCUCAUUUAAAGUUACUGAAAGACCAAAGGUGUCCUUUGGCCCCUAUGUAGAGAAACACAGAUCUGUGCCUGGAAAACAAAAGCAAAAGGAGUUCCCCAAACAAACCAGACAUGCAGCCAGAGGACAUUAUACCCCCCAUCCUGAUCAAAGUCAUAGCCAUAGUUAUUCAUUAGUUAAUAUCCGGCCUCCCAGUCCACGUCGUCCUGGUUUGAAUUUGUCCGACCCCUCCAACCCCAUCCUACAUCCUCCCAGGCUGACCUACUCUAGCUUCAACAAGACAGAAGGGGGCUCCAGCCUGCCGCUGCAAGGGGAAAAGAGAAAAAGGGGUAGUUAUAGGAAACCCCUGGAGAUGCUCCUCAACCUCGUGGACAAACACUGGACUGGGGAGAGAUCACUGCAUCAUAACAACAACUUCCUGUCUCAGGCGGUCCAGAUCCUGUCUAUGAUGGAAAACGAUAUUUCCAGUCGGGAGGCUGAGGUCAGGACCUUAAGACAGGAGGCUGAUGCACUGAACUUUGAAACGGCUGUACGAGAGGAAGCACACAAAACUGAAGUCCGUAACCUCUCUGCUCAGCUGGAGGAAGCUUGCAGUGCAGUUGGAAAACUGAACAAGCAGCUGAGGACUGUCUUGGAGGAAAAUGUUGCUCUACAGAGACAGCUCAUCAAGUUAGAACGUCAGUAUCUCAAGUCUAUGAUGAAAAGUUCACCCAUUACUCAGAUUAAAGAAGCUCAGACAGAAGUGGAGGAGCUGAGAAAAGAGAUCGAGGGGUUGAGGGAGAAAGUCAAGGAGGCUGAGAAAGUCAAGGAUUUGUCAAAUAUGCUUCAAGAAAGCCACAGGUCCCUGGUGGCUACCAACGAGUGUUUGCUCGCUGAGCUGAAGGGAAGUGGGGAAUUUUAAAGAGGAAUUUGAAUGAGAAGAUACACACUGGGAUGAAAAUAUCAAAGCAAGGCUGUGCUGAGUGUCAUAUUAGCAUUGCAGUCGCCACACAAGGCCCAGCAGCUACAGACUGUUUUGAACCGUUUUUACUUUGCAUCACUGCAGUGUACAUUUAAUUUUUGUGUAUAUUCAGUUCCUACCCCUUUUGAAAAAUGUGUUUAUUAUUUAAAAUAAAUCUGUAUAGGCUGCGUUUGCUGGAUGUAAACAGUGGCGGGGAAAGGCA
Molecule: messenger RNA, 1984 nt
Organism: Epinephelus moara (kelp grouper)
Lineage: Eukaryota; Metazoa; Chordata; Actinopteri; Perciformes; Serranidae
Gene: cep72
Product: centrosomal protein 72
Exons: 14
Coding region: 25-1722 (565 amino acids)
Molecular function (GO): protein binding
Source: RefSeq, a predicted model, not a curated record